Messenger RNA from Culicoides brevitarsis, 1270 nucleotides. It is a transcript of the gene CstF64, whose product is annotated as cleavage stimulation factor subunit 2. Gene Ontology annotation, cellular component: mRNA cleavage and polyadenylation specificity factor complex. The record is from RefSeq and is a predicted model, not a curated record. Gene Ontology annotation, biological process: mRNA 3'-end processing. The transcript is spliced from 3 exons. The coding region runs from base 134 to 1240 and encodes 368 amino acids. NCBI's taxonomy places the organism in Eukaryota, Metazoa, Arthropoda, Insecta, Diptera, Ceratopogonidae. Gene Ontology annotation, molecular function: mRNA binding.
GAUUCGCCGCUUCGCUGUAAAAAACAUAAAAACAAAUUUUAAAUAUUUUUUACAUCAAAUUCAGGACGAAAAAAGCCAAUUUUGGAAUAAAAAUCAAUUUUACGAAGUAGGCGACGAGUUAAAAGUCAUAAAAAUGGACAAAAAUCAGGAUCAAUCCAUCAUGGAUAAGUCCAUGCGAUCGGUUUUCGUUGGAAACAUUCCGUAUGAGGCAACCGAGGAAAAGCUCAAAGAUAUUUUCAGUGAAGUUGGUCCUGUUAUCUCAUUAAAGUUGGUAUUUGAUCGUGAAAGUGGCAAACCGAAGGGUUAUGGCUUCUGCGAGUACAAAGAUCAAGAGACAGCGCUCAGUGCGAUGCGAAAUUUGAACGGAUACGAGAUCGGGGGGCGUACUUUGCGUGUCGACAAUGCUUGUACGGAGAAAUCUCGCAUGGAAAUGGCGGCUUUAUUGCAAGGACCGCAAGUUGACAACCCCUAUGGCGAUUCUUGCGAACCCGAACAAGCUCCCGAAAUCAUCACGAAGACUGUGGCAUCACUUCCGCCCGAGCAAAUGUUCGAAUUGAUGAAACAAAUGAAGAGUUGCAUCCAAAAUAACCCGGUUGAAGCGCGUCAAAUGCUCAUUCAUAACCCCCAACUCGCUUAUGCACUGCUCCAAGCACAAGUUGUGAUGAAAAUUUUGGAUCCCGCAACUGCUUUGACAUUUUUGCAACGCGGCAACGAAAUGCCUCCCGUGCUUACGAGUCAAAGUGUCAUGAAUCCCGCGAGUAUUACAGGCGUCGGGGUCAACGUGCCUCAACCUGUGCCGCCAAUUAGCAGUUUUCAACCACUCGGGAACGACAUUGAUUUACGUGAUCCGCGUUUGUCGCGUCAAAUGCCGCCGCAAGUAGCGCCAAAUCUCGGCAUGGAUCAAGAUUUGCGUUCGAUGACGAUGGAUUUCGGCAGAGGACAACCUCCGGUUCAAGCAGUUCGUCAACCAGCGGUUCAACCUUUCGUUGCAGAUCCACGUCAACGUCCCGCAGAUCCACGAACGAAAGUGAUGCCGCCAUCGCAACAAGCUCAAGUUCCGACAAUGCAACAAAUUCAACGUGGCGCUGGCAUUCCAAACGAUGCUUCGGAUCAGGAAAAGGCACAGCUGAUCAUGCAAGUGUUGCAAUUGACGGAGGAGCAAAUCAGAAUGUUGCCACAGGAGCAACGGAACAGCAUUCUUUUGUUGAAAGAUCAGAUCGCCAAGAGUGCGCAACGUUAAAAAUCGAGAGAAAGUCAAUAAAAAGUUCAA